UGCACCACGGAUUCUAAGACAAACUACUCCUGAACUUCUGAAUAUUGCACUAUAGAUACUGGAUACAUAUAACUUGGUGUAGCUCUCGUCAAAUAAAUGAUAAAAUGAACCAAUAAGACAUUUUAGAAUCAACAGAAUUUCUAUUUCACAAUAAUGGAUCAUAAUUCUCAAAGAACACAUAUGAUGAGUUUAUACCAAGCGCUCCUUCUAAUGGUGGUCAUUACAAUGAAUCCUACAACAGCAACCGUUACAGCCUUCAAUGAUGCAUCAACGACAACUGAUGAACCCACUACAACCGUAACUGAUGCAUUGACUACAACUGGUCAACCCACUACAACCAUCAACGGUGCAUCACCAACUACUGUUAAAGCGACAACAACCAUCACCGAGUUAUCAAAAACAACUGGUGAACCAAAUAAAAUGGUCAUUGAUGCAAUGACAAAAACUGGUGAACCGCUACAGCCGUCACUGAUUCAACGACAACAACUGGUGAACCCACUAAAACUACCACUGAGUCAACGACAACAACAGGUGAACCCACUAAAACCACCACUGAGUCAACGACAACAACUGGUGAACCCACUAAAACCACCACUGAGUCAUCGACAACAACUGGUGAACCUACUAAAACCACCACUGAGUCAACGACAACAACUGGUGAACCUACUAAAACCACCACUGAGGCAACGACAACAACUGGUGAACAUACUAAAACCACCACUGAGUAAACGACAACAACUGGUGAACCCACUAAAACUACCACUGAGUCAACGACAACAACAGGUGAACCAACUAAAACCACCACUGAGUCAACGACAACAACUGGUGAACCCACUAAAACUACCACUGAGUCAACGACAACAACUGGUGAACAUACUAAAACCACCACUGAGUCAUCAACAACAACUGGUGAACAUACUAAAACCACCCCUGAGUCAACGACAACAACUGGUGAACCCAUUACAAUCGUUUUUGCGUCAUCCAGAACCACUGGUGAAAAUACUACAACCGUCAAUGAUUCACCAAAAACAACUAGUGAACCCACAACAAGCGUCACUGAUGCAACAACUACUGCCAGUGAAACCGCUACAACCAUCACUGGUGUUGUCGACAAAAACAGAUGCAGCUGCAACUGUCAUUGAUGCACCGAGAACAACAGGUGAACCCACUACAACCAUCAUUGAUGUGUCGAUAGUAACUGGUGAACCCACUACAACCAUCACUGGUGUGUCGACAACAAAGUUUACAGCUGCACCCACUACAAACGUCACUGGUAGAUUGACAUCAACGGUUACAGCGUCACCCACAACAACAACUGUCAUUGGAGCAUCAACAACAACUACAACAACUAGUGAACUUACUUCAACUGUCACUCGUGUGUCGACACCAACUGGUGAUCUCACUACAACUGUCACUCGUGUGUCGACACCAACUGGUGAUCCCACUACAACUGUCACUCGUGUGUCGACAACAACUGGUGAUCCCACUACAACUGUCACUCAUGGGUCGACAACAACUGGUGAACCCACUACAACUAUCAUUGGUUCAUCAACAACAACUGGUGAACCCACUACAACCAUCACUCGUGUGUCGACACCAACUGGUGAUCCCACUACAACUGUCACUCGUGUGUCGACACCAACUGGUGAUCCCACUACAACUGUCACUCGUGUGUCGACACCAACUGGUGAUCCCACUACAACUGUCACUCGUGUGUCGACACCAACUGGUGAUCCCACUACAACUGUCACUCGUGUGUCGACAUCAACUGGUGAUCCCACUACAACUGUCACUUAUGGGUCGGACACCAACUGGUGAUCCCACUACAACUGUCACUCGUGUGUCGACACCAACUGGUGAUCCCACUACAACUGUCACUCAUGUGUCGACACCAACUGGUGAUCCCACUACAACUGUCACUCAUGGGUCGACACCAACUGGUGAACCCACUACAACUGUCACUCAUGGGUCGACAACAACUGGUGAUCCCACUACAACUGUCACUCAUGGGUCAACAACAACUGGUGAUCCCACUACAACUGUCACUCAUGGGUCGACAACAACUGGUGAUCCCACUACAACUGUCACUCAUGGGUCGACAACAACUGGUGAUCCCACUACAACUGUCACUCAUGGGUCGACACCAACUGGUGAUCCCACUACAACUGUCACUCGUGGGUCGACACCAACUGGUGAUCCCACUACAACUGUCACUCAUGGGUCGACAACAACUGGUGAUCCCACUACAACUGUCAAUCAAG
This is a messenger RNA of Oncorhynchus tshawytscha (Chinook salmon), 2261 nucleotides long. Its product is annotated as transcription initiation factor TFIID subunit 12. The record is from RefSeq and is a predicted model, not a curated record. The transcript is spliced from 3 exons. The coding region runs from base 154 to 1818 and encodes 554 amino acids. NCBI's taxonomy places the organism in Eukaryota, Metazoa, Chordata, Actinopteri, Salmoniformes, Salmonidae.